This is a messenger RNA of Salvia hispanica, 1721 nucleotides long. Its product is annotated as tRNA(His) guanylyltransferase 1-like. Gene Ontology annotation, molecular function: tRNA guanylyltransferase activity; magnesium ion binding. The record is from RefSeq and is a predicted model, not a curated record. Lineage: Eukaryota; Viridiplantae; Streptophyta; Magnoliopsida; Lamiales; Lamiaceae. Gene Ontology annotation, biological process: tRNA modification.
AUGGCAAAUAGCGUGUAUGAAUAUGUGAAGUCAUUUGAGGUGGAGGAUAGGAUCAUGCUGCCCAACACCAUCAUCAUCCAUGUUCGUGCCCGUGAUUUCUGCAGGUUUUCUCAAGUGCAUAAGUUUGAGAAACCAAAUGAUGAGAAGAAAGCAUUAGAGUUGAUGAAUGAGUGUGCCAAUGCUGUUUUGGCGCAGUUUCCAGAAGUUAUAUUCUCGUAUGGUUACGGUGAUGAGUAUAGUUUCAUAUUCAAAAAGAAAACCGAGUUCUACAAUCGUCGUGGCAGCAAGAUACUCUCUCUUAUUGUGUCUUUCUUUGCAUCCACUUAUGUUACCAAGUGGAGGGCUCUUUUCCCUCACAAAGAGUUGGAAUACGCCCCUUCAUUCCGGGCUCGAGUUAUUUGCUGUGAGCUUCUUCAAGCAUAUCUUUUAUGGCGGCAAGAUGAAUGUUACGCAAAUAACGAGUACGAUACUUGUCUUUGGCAGCUGAUUAAGAGUGGAAAAAGCAAAGAGGAAGCACAAGCCACACUGAGGGGGUUGCUUAAACAGGACAAAAAUGAAUUGUCUGGCCAGUGUUUUAACAUCAGCGAUAUUCCGAAGAUGUUUCGCCAAGAUACAUGCUCUUUCAAGACAAAGGUUGAAGAAAUUGUGAAGUACAAAGAUGGCUCCCCUAUCAUAAGACUUAGGAGCAGAGUCGUAACAGUUCACUCGGAAAAUAUUGCAUCGAAAAGGUUUUGGAAUGAAAAUAAGUGUUUGUCGGAAGAAGAGCUGGGACAGUUUUGUGAAAAGUUGAACGAAACUAGACCUGAUCAGUACAUCAAAUCUUUCCAAUACGAGAGCAGAUUGAUGUUGUCCACCUGGAUCGUUGUUCGCAUUGAUGGCUGUCGUUUCCACAGUUUUUGUGAUGAUCAUGAAUUUGAGAAGCCAAAUGAUGCGCGAGCUCUCAAUCUGAUGAAUGCGUGCGCUGUUGCUGUUCUGGAAGAGUUUAGGGGUGUCGUUUUUGCUUAUGGCGUUAGUGAUGAGUACAGCUUUGUAUUGAAUAAGGACUCCCGGCUAUAUCAAAGAUGUGCCAGUGAGAUAGUGUCUUCUAUAGUAUCUUUCUUCUCUUCAACGUACACGAUGAGAUGGAAUGAGUUUUUCCCGCAAAAAGAAAUGAUAUACCUACCGUAUUUUGAUGGCCGUGCUGUUUGCUACCCAUCCAGUGAGAUCAAAGAUUAUCUAGCAUGGAGACAAGUUGAUUGUCACAUCAACAAUCAGUACAAUACUUGCUUCUGGUUGCUCGUGAAGUCCGGAAUGAGCAAGAGCGGUGCACAAAACGAGUUGCAGGGGACUCAAGCUCCAGCGAAAUAUGAACUUCUUGAUGGACUCACUGGUGUUCCCAACUAUUACGAUACAUUGCCACCUAUGUUCCGCCAGGGUUCGUCUGUUUUCUUGGACAAAGAGACGGAGCUAGUUGUUGUAGGACAUGGCAACAUAAUCGAGACCGGCUUCUGGGAAACGAACCCUCACAUACUAGACGAGAAGGCGGAUCAUUUUAAAGCCGUUCAAACGGCCACCGGUAAGAAUGGUUCGGAUGUUGCACCAUGAAACUUCCUUGGUGGCCAGUUUUGAAAUUCCACUGCUUAAUGUAUGCAUGAUUAGAGUUGAUUCAUUUCGGCUUUCGUAGAAAUUAAUGAGUACUCAUGUGUUUUUGGCUCACUCACCAUAAUUUAAUUUAACUAUUG